This is a messenger RNA of Chenopodium quinoa (quinoa), 3072 nucleotides long. RefSeq lists its product as uncharacterized. Bases 627 to 1970 code for a protein of 447 amino acids. The transcript is spliced from 13 exons. Lineage: Eukaryota; Viridiplantae; Streptophyta; Magnoliopsida; Caryophyllales; Amaranthaceae. The record is from RefSeq and is a predicted model, not a curated record.
CGAGGAAAGGGUGAGACGUCCUUUUCACUUAUAGCUUUUCGUAUAUCCUCUCUCCUCUUUCCUGUCGUAUUUUCUCUCUCCUCUCUGUUGUUCCAAUUUUUCUCUUUCGACGAAAUUGAAACUGUCAAUCUUCUUUGAUUUUUUUCGACAAAAUCGUCCACCGACGAAGAGUUGCUGGAUUCAUAGGUUCUCCCCGUUGGGAUCUCUGUCCACCUCCGUCAAAAUUAAAGCGUGAGACGUCCAUCUCCUUCAGACUCAGUGUAGUGAUGAAGAAAAAAUCAAUUGUUCGGUCGAUGAAUCGGACAAAGUGGGGGGGUCCAUUAAAAAGAGAGUUACGCAAACCUGUGGGUUCGUCAUUGAAUCUGAAACCAGUGGGCCAAUCGAAGAAAAUGGGGAUUGGUAAACGAAAGGGAAGAAUUGAUGGUGAAGACGAAGAACAUGAUGAUCAAGAACAUGAUGAUCAGGAAUCUGAAUAUUCGAGCAAUGAGGAUUCUGAUUCUAGUUCUGGAGGAUUUAUGAAGAUGAUGAUUAAGGAGUACAUGAAGAGAAAGAGUAAGAAGAGAAAAGGGAAGUCGGUGUGUGGAGUGGGGAAUAAGAAGGGUAUUCAAACAUAAGGACAUAGAGUUAUGGCCGAUGGUGUAGUCCUACGGAAACAUUAUGAUAACAUUGGGAAGCAGCCCAAUGUUGUUUGUCGAGUGGAUAAGUUUUGUUAUCUGGUCAAGAAGUUAGAUCCGAAGAGACGGGAGCUGGUGGAAAGUAUGGGCUUUGGGGGGUUGUUGCAUUUGGAUAUGAAAAAUAUCCCGAGGCAGUUUUAUUACUGGCUGAUGAGUAGGGUCUUUGGUGAUGGGACAGUUGUCUUUGGUGAUGGAUCAAUUCUUCCGCUAGGGCCAAACCAAGUAAGAUCCAUUCUUGGGAUUCCUAUGGGAAGGAAGGAAGUUCCUCUUGUUCUUGGCGAUGACGAAGACGACACCCAGAAGAUUAUGCGGGUGUUUCAACAAUACGGUGUUGGUUUGAAGCGAGAAACGGUGUCUCUCAAUCUUGCAGCUGCAGCCAUGUGCCCUGAGCAUGAAGAUGGUACUCUGGUGGAGCUGGAGACAGAAUUUGAUGAAGAGGACUUUAUGAUAGCUUUCCCAAUUGUUGCCCUAGGAAUGAUAGUCUACACGACGACAAACAGUUCAAACUUAGUUGCAUCGUUGGUGCCCACAUUGGUAGUUGCAUCUGUAGCAGGAGAAUAUGAUUGGUGCAAGUUCACAAUUGACUGGGUGCGCGAAUCCGCUGAUCGAUUUCAAACAAAGUUCCAGAAAGAUGGAUUCCGUUAUGGCUGUGGUGGGAGCUUCGUGUUUCUUAUGAUUUUUUAUUUGGAUCACCUCCAUCGUGUACCAAAUAGGUGGGGUGUAUACCCCAGGCUGAAGGUUUGGGAUUCUGACCAUUUAAAAGCAGUUAUAGAUGAAGAUAGGAGGUCUGAUGAAGAGUUUGGAUUUUUUCCGGUUCUUGACAUUGCGUAUGGGGAGGACCAUCCUUUGGUUCCACGUAAUGAUGGAGAUCUCGAGCUGGUGCACAUUAAAGUUGCAAAUACUUCGGUGAAUUCUAUAGCGGAUCAGGUGCUUGCUCUAUUAACUCAUAGGCUUGUUAGUCUAGUGGAGGGCAUAGUUGGUAAAGCAUUAGGCAGUAGUUCAAAGGCUGGUCAUCUUGAUAUGCACACUGUCAGCAUGGGUAAAGGGAGUCAGCCCCAUCUUAGUGGGAGUAGUAACAAGGGUGCAAAAGUGUUGAAAGCACCCCAAGAGAAGUGCCCAGCUGAAGAGAAGGAAUCUUGUAAUUCUAGCAAUGGUGAAAUUGCUGAUACGAUGACUCGGGAAACAGCUUAUGAUAAGCGGUUGGAGACCUUUGUGAAAGGAUGGAAGGAUUUGAAGGAUGAAAAGAAGUAUUUUUUUUUUUGUCUAUCCUUUCUACUUUCUAGCGGUUUAUGUUAGUGUUAAUGUUAAAGUUACAUGAAAAUAUUUGGUUUGUCCAUUUAGAUAGUCCACAUUGUCCUUAAUCAAUCUUGUAGAUUAAAAGAUUUAUAGCUUUCUCUAACAUGGUUAAAAAACUUAACUGAGACAUAUAGACUAUGUCCAAUUUAAUUGGUUGUGUUUGUAAUGGCAAGGAGGGACCGUCCAUCAUAGAGUGUGAUGGAAUGAAUGCUACACCGAGGGACUGUUAUGGUGUUGUGGUUCCUCGAGCCCGUCUUGGGCGGCAUCAAUAUGUGAGAAUGACAUCGAUUUUGUACACAAAGUACUAGGGGACAGUUGAGUUUCUGAAUCGGAGGAAACGGAUUUUGAUUGAUCCUUCCUAUGCAAUGAUGAUUAAGGCUAAGGAAAAGGAUUAUGCGAAUCUUGCAAGGAAGUGUUUUUCUCAGUGCUUAAUGGAUCGUCAGAGAACGGGGAUGAACACUGGUGGUGCCUUCAUUGAUUUGGUGAAGAAGCAAUUCUAGAUGAUUGAUUCAUUAUAUCCGGAUCCUUAUGAACAACAUUCAGAGCUUGUUUCUGAAAUGGUGAAGGCCAUUGAUGUUCUUUUCCAAUUGAAAGAUCUGUUGUAGGAGUUGGGGACUUGUGAGAAAUGGCCCAAGCAUGUGGUGGGCAUGGUAAAGCAGACGGAUACUUUCUCCUAUGGUGUGCUAAUGCUUGGUUGCAUUAAGCACUAUGCCCGUAAUUGUCCUGAUACUAGUUACUCUCUGGAGAAGAACUUGAAGAAGAGGUUGUUUUUGGAGGAUGCAAACAAUUCUUGCAACGAAUUAUUAGCAAAAUUUGAUGAAAUUCUGCCCAAGGAUCGAGUCCGGCCCAGAAGGACUGUGUCUUCUCAAAACACUUUGUAGUUUUGGUCACUUAGGUAUUUUUAGGUGGUGGAAUUAUUAGCUAAUCUAAGGGAAAACUGUUGGGGUAUUUGUGGUGUUUUUGUGGUGGAAUUUGAAUUUUUAGGUGGUUAUUUGUGUUGGUGUGUUAAACCAAACCAAGUGGUUGGUCUUUAUGUGGCGAUAUUUUGUUGUAGACAAUGCAGGUUGCUUAGACAAUGACAAUGCAGGUUGCUUAGACAGUU